CAUUGAUUUCGGUCAAGUGGUGGGUUGGAAAGGUUAUAGCAGGUAGUGUUAAAUUACACAGGUCUUUUAAAUUUCAGCCAUGUCCUCUAAAGAUAAACCAGAAAUGCAACAAAUAGAGCUAAACAAACUAAGUUUACAACAAUUAACUCAACUUAAGAAACAAUUAGACCAGGAACUGAGCGUAUAUCAAGAUUCUUUGCAAACAUUAAAAAUGGCUCAGUCAAAAUACAGUGAUUCACGAGAAAGCUUAGAGAAAAUAAAAUCUGAUACUUGUGGUUCCAGCAUUAUGGUCCCAUUGACUGGUUCUAUGUUCGUACCUGGUACCAUUGCUGAUUCCGAAAAAGUCUUGGUUGAUGUUGGAACUGGCUAUUAUUUGAAUAUGAAUAUUGAAAGUGCCAGAGACUAUUUCAAAAGGAAGGUAACUUUUGUCACCGAACAAAUGGAAAAGAUUCAGAAUAUUGGGCUAGAAAAGAGUAAAAUAAGAGAAGCUAUUAUGGAUGUGAUGGAGAUGAAGAUUCAGGCUCAAUUAGCUACACAGAGAGCGGUCCAAAAUACUACAGCGAAAACGUGAGAAAUGAUGAGAGCUGUCAUACGAAAAAUUUAUGUUUCUUAUAUUAACGCUUGUAUUUAUAAUUUACUAAUGUUUUCACAGAGUUUUGUAUCCAUAAAUACCUGUUAUUAAAUAUGGAAAUUAUAUUUUAGUUCUAACUUUUUUUUAUAAAUAAAUACAUUUUGUUAUGUAGUACUAUGUGUUUUGAUAGAACCUACAAAAUAUUGUAUUUAAUGAAAUAACCCGCAGUUUAAAAAAAAUCAAUAUGGAAAACUGUUCAUGACUUGUUAGCAUUUGAUUUUAUUAUUUUAAUUUUCUGUAAAUAUGUCAUUCAAAACUAAAAUAUUUAUGUAGUAUCCAUGUAACUGUAGAAAUUUAAAACACCAAUCGGUAAAGUGUUUUUUCAUAUUUAUUUUUUGAUAAUACUCAAGAGUUAGAUUUUUAAGAUGAACUUGAAAAACGUAAUGUUAAAUUUAUGCUGAAAGCUUAAGAUAUCAUUUCAUGUAAUACUUGUUUUCCAUAAUAGAUAUAUAUAUAU
Molecule: messenger RNA, 1088 nt
Organism: Nezara viridula (southern green stink bug)
Lineage: Eukaryota; Metazoa; Arthropoda; Insecta; Hemiptera; Pentatomidae
Source: the annotation of a GenBank genome assembly